AUGUCCUCCCCCCAGAGCCAGCCGCUCCCGUGCGGCGUCUCCAAGCAUUUGGCAGAGAGCGAUGGCGGCGAUGACGGCGCUCCCUCGUCUGUAUACGCUAUCCUUCCCACUGUGCUUCAAACGCGCAUCCCGCGCCUGCGCUCGCUUCGUCGAACCGUCAACGAGUUCCGCGGCCGUUCCAGUCCUCGUCAACUUUCGCCUUCGUGUGUUGCCGCACCUGAUACUCCGCGCCUGGGUGAGGGCGCGCUGACGCCCCCGCCGCGCUAUACUUCGCGGCCGGCGAGUAGCGCGGCUUGGAGGAGAGGCUCGGAUGCAGAUACCACCCAGACUCUGCCGGACGAAGCCAUGUUUGUAGAGGAACCGCGGUCUUCGCCACCGACUGCUGCGUCGACACUGCUUUCUUAUCGGAGUUCUUUGGAGACGCCGAGCGGAGUAAACUGGAAGUACGCCAACCAAGGACUGAACUUGCUCACCUCUGCAUUGCAGGAGUAUUCAGCGCUGGAGGUUGGUGCAGGCAAUGCAACGCAGUCCUUCAGUCGACAGCUUUAUCUGCAUGCGUUGACCUACCUCCUCAAAGGACUCCCUUCAGACCUCAGUAAUGAAGAGAGGCUUUCGGUGAAAACGGCUCUGCCACCAAUCAUGUCCAAAGCAGUGCAGGUGGGAGCGACAAGCGGGCAGCUCAUCCAGUGUACGGCCAGCGACGGGGACGCGCCAGCGCCAGCGCCCGAGCCUUCGUGGGUGCAUAGAAUCUUUGCGACAGGAAUCAUUCAGAUGUUCCUGCUCUUCAAUAUUCUCCUGCCCUACUUCAAGCUCUUUAUCGGGCAGGCAUACCAGUACGAGCGCCAGCACCGGAUAUCAGAGCGGCUGGUGUCGUCGUCAAUCAGCACGGUCGACGGGCUCGGACGGCGUGGUAUCCGCUUCACCAACACCAUCUGCCAGAUGAACGACGGGAAGGUGGGACAGGCAAUCAACGACGUGACGCUUUGGUGGCUCAAGGGCGUGACGGGCGGGAUCCAUGAAGGGGUCAGCGAGGGGUUGAAUAUCUUGAAUAAAGUACCUAGAUAG
Messenger RNA from Aplosporella prunicola CBS 121167, 1065 nucleotides. RefSeq lists its product as uncharacterized. The transcript has 2 exons. Bases 1 to 1065 code for a protein of 354 amino acids. The record is from RefSeq and is a predicted model, not a curated record. NCBI's taxonomy places the organism in Eukaryota, Fungi, Ascomycota, Dothideomycetes, Botryosphaeriales, Aplosporellaceae.